CGACGAUUCCGCGCAUGAUUUUCCCUCUCCUCUCAUUUUAUUCUAACCUACAAAGUCCACUUUCUCGUCAUCGUUCGGUGAAAUCACGAAGAGGUUAAGUUGUCGAUUUUCUCGAGGAGUUACGCGGGCGGAAAACGAUAUUCGACACGUUAUCAUUUAACAACAACUUACGAGUAGGAAUAUUCCAGUAAACGAUGAACAUGGCUGCGAGCGCAGGCCUCACCCGGCAGGAUAUGCUAAUGCUUGUAGCGAGAUUGACAUGUGUCGCAGCUAUUGGCUUCUUCAGCGUAAGAUGGCUCAUCACUCAACUCGAUCCUACCAGAAGUACUAAACAAAGAGCCAAAAAGAAGGCUCGAGAGCAGUUACGUAAGUUAGCGGAAAGCGACAGAUAUGCGAGAUCUUUUGAUAUGGAUCAGCUGACAGAUUACGAGAUGAUAAUAGCUAAUCAUCUGGUGGAUCCAAAUGACAUCAAAAUAUCAUGGAACAACAUUGCGGGACUGGACAGUGUUAUUCAAGAGCUUAAAGAAACAGUCAUAUUACCUAUACAGAGGAAGGAAUUGUUUGAGGAUUCACAACUGACUCAAGCGCCUAAGGGAGUAUUGUUAUAUGGUCCACCAGGUUGUGGAAAAACUAUGAUUGCCAAAGCUACUGCCCGGGAAGCAAAAACACGCUUUAUAAAUCUCGAUGUGAGCAUCUUAACUGAUAAGUGGUAUGGAGAAAGUCAGAAGCUGGCUGCUGCCGUGUUUUCGUUGGCUGUAAAACUACAGCCUUGCAUUAUCUUUAUUGAUGAAAUAGAUUCAUUUUUGAGAGCACGCAAUUCACAAGAUCAUGAGGCUACUGCGAUGAUGAAGGCUCAAUUUAUGUCACUAUGGGAUGGCUUGAUAACCGAUCCCGAUUGUACCGUGAUUAUAAUGGGAGCCACGAAUAGGCCACAGGAUUUAGAUAAAGCUAUUUUGCGACGUAUGCCGGCGACUUUCCAUGUUGGUUUGCCGACUGAGGAACAACGAUUAAAAGUCCUGCAAUUGAUUUUGAAAAACGAGCCAACUGCGGAUAAUGUUGAAAUUGCAACGUUAGCAAAACAUACGGAAGGCUUUUCCGGAUCGGAUUUGCAAGAACUUUGUCGUAACGCGUCCAUCUAUCGUAUUAGGGAUUACUUAUAUUCGCAGGAUACAAACAAGUACGAGAAUAGUGAAGAAGAAGAAUAUGACGAAGAGUUUCAUGACACUGUACGACCCAUUACAAUGGAAGAUCUGCUUAAGUCAUUCAGAAAGAUGAGAACGUCGAAACUGCACACGGGUACGCUCGGCGCGCGGCAACUGGAUUUAGAUUAAAGUAAGAAAUUUAUUUUUUGUUAGUUUGUCUGUGACUGUUUUUCUCAACAGUCAUUCAUGUGUUGCAUAGACAUUACGACAAUGAUGAAAAUGAAAUCUUUUUUCAUCUUAAAACUAUACUCUUCAGUAUUGUCGAAGAGUGGUUUUCUUGUCGCAAAUAUUGAAAAAUUUUUAUGGAGAUAUUAUUUAUGGAGAGAUUAAAAAAUAGCACUUAUCUUCACAGAGUCUUUAUAAUUCCAUAGUAAAAAAGACAUUAUAGAAAGAAAUUUUAUAAUGAGAUGAAAUGAAAUUUCUCUUAAUAUCAUAAUGUUGCAUGUAUAGCGACGAUAUAUGACAAAAGUUUCAUGUAAUUUACUCAUUUCCAAAU
This is a messenger RNA of Camponotus floridanus (Florida carpenter ant), 1698 nucleotides long. Its product is annotated as ATPase family AAA domain-containing protein 1. The transcript is spliced from 7 exons. The coding region runs from base 195 to 1331 and encodes 378 amino acids. The record is from RefSeq and is a predicted model, not a curated record. Lineage: Eukaryota; Metazoa; Arthropoda; Insecta; Hymenoptera; Formicidae. Gene Ontology annotation, cellular component: mitochondrial outer membrane. Gene Ontology annotation, molecular function: ATP hydrolysis activity; ATP binding.